Messenger RNA from Hyalella azteca, 3268 nucleotides. RefSeq lists its product as uncharacterized. The transcript is spliced from 25 exons. The record is from RefSeq and is a predicted model, not a curated record. Bases 21 to 2963 code for a protein of 980 amino acids. Lineage: Eukaryota; Metazoa; Arthropoda; Malacostraca; Amphipoda; Hyalellidae.
CCGAGACUUGAGUGCAGAACAUGGCCCAUCUACGCUGCGUGCUCCUUUGUACUUUGAUUUCUCUACUGAAAGCCAACUGUACGGCAGAGGUUAAUUACUUAACCGCGGCAUCUGACGAGCCCCAGUUUCCCGACGUAUGGACUGUCGUGGAGCACUCCUAUCAUGCCAAAAUUCUGAUGUCACUCCCUCAGGGGGUUCCCCCAGUGACUGCGACCAUUGACGAGCUGUACGACCGCUCGCUGGGCAGCGGGCGCGUGUUGGUGACGGGUGGUGGCAUGGACAAUUUCUACCAUUACUACGAGAGCAGCCAGCAGAUGUUCAUUAUAACGAACCAUUCCUGCCAGUCUUACCCGCUGAAGGAGCCCCAGCCACUAUAUGGGUGGAACUACCAGUUCGAGCCCGACAAUUUCCUCUUCGGCCCGUCUGCGCUGCUCAGCGCUGCGAAAAUUUUAGAUCCGACGUAUGUAGGCAGCGACACAAUCCGAGACAUAGCGAGCGAUGUCUGGACAGCCAACACGAUCGACGGCUACACGAUCAGCUAUUACUUUGCAGUGCAGCAGUGGAGUAUCGGUCAUGGCGGCAUGAGAAUACCGCUGUUGAUAAAGGUGGAUGGCAUGGAGACGAACCCUUGGGACAUUUUAGACCACAAGAAUAUGUCCAUCUUCUACGACUACAUGGACUUCGUGCCUGACGUUUCACCUGAGCACUACAGGGAUUUGGAGCUUCCAAAGGGACUGGAAUGCAGCAGUCGCAAGUCGCUGGAUGAGGGCAAGCAACUGCCCGACCUGCCGCUGGGCUUCAGGACUCAUAUGGAGAUCAUCCUGGGCGAUAAGUCGGGACAAAUCGUCUACAGAGGAUGGAUGUACUAUGACACCACGCGCCAGUUGUUGCGUUUCGACUUAAAAGGAGACGAUGUCGAGGAACUCGAGUACGACAUGAAGCUCAUCUUCGCCUACGACUCCGGUAUCUUGUACGCCAUCAACUCAUACACCGGCGACUGUAAGAUGUCGCCCAUCAAGCCAGGAUACUUCGGGAGUUUAGAGGGUAGCGUCGUCGGCAACAUUUUAAUGGCAGAUCCCGACCACUUCUUCCAUCUGGACGACACAUGGAGCCAGAACGGCUCAGGGAGCUCCUGGACCCGAGGUGUGCUCACCGAGAGAUGGACUUCAACGCGCAAUGACAUACCCAACCCCGAGGGCGGCAACUACCCGAAAGUCGUGCUCGACUACCACUUCAUCCGAAGCGACGUUUUGAUCAUCGGCCACGCGGACGACGUCAGCGUGCAGCAUCCCGUCCGGGUCGACGUCACCAUCUACGAUCCUGACGACGCCAGAGUCGUGGUGGCCGAAGAAGCCGUCAACUUCCUGGGCUUCUCGAGUCUGGCGUCGGACUCGUUCGCUAUGGGCGAGUUCGACGUGCGGGAAUGUUUUAUGCUGCCGCAGCAGCGGUCGUGGCUCAAGAUUACUUUUGAAGGCAUAUGGGAGCGAGGCCUCGACACGCACGUGCGGGACUUUGAAGAGGAUCUCGCCCGGGCCAUCAUCAACGGAACAGGAACUUCCAUCAUAAGGAUCCCUGAAAUUCAGGUUGACCACGAUGAUAACUUUGUGUUCGCGGUGCUGCUGUUGCUGCAGCCAGCGCCGUACUCGCUGCAGUUCACACCCUACCCCGACAAGCAGCCAACCGACCAGGACCAUCUCGUGGAGGAGCUUAUCAACGACGCGGACCUGUGUGCUCGCUACUGCCUCUCCUACACCACCUUCCACUGCAGUUCGUUCUACCAGUGCCCAGUGCAAGGCAAACAGUGCUUCCUGAGCAGCAUCAUCAACUCGACAGGCACCGCCGCCACAGACGUCCCUUGUCCCCACUUCGUACAGACCGUGAGCGACACGCACGCCGUGCAGCCCUUCAAUGAGGAGGUCGAGAUGUGGAUCAACGAGGAGAUCGUUAAGCAAACGCUCGUCUUCCAGUACCCGUACACUGACGCUGAUGGUCAGGAAAACUACGGGGUGUACACGGCGGUGCAGAUGACGCGGGAGAUGUUCGUGGACGAUCCUGUGUUCGUGGACCUCAUCAGGGAGGACUUCGUGCCUCUCAUCGGGGGCGCCAGGCUAAAGGACGAGUACAACAACGUCACCUUCAAAAAGGACACGUACAUCUCGUGCCUGCUUACGUGCAAAUAUUACGAAGCAUUUGAGUGCAACACCUUCAGCUUUUGCUACGACGACGGCACGUGUUACUUGUCCAGCCAGGUCUUCGUGCGCCCGAUGACCCCACAGGAAGUUGUCUUGGACGGCGACUGUAUUGUUAUUGGCCGACAACUACUGGACGAAUACACGGAGAUCAAAGGAGCUGUCCUCAACAUUGACGCCAACAUGCAGUUCAGCGGCAUCCUCGACCCGAACUACUGUGCCUAUGACUGCGAUGUUGUUACAGACUUUGUCUGCAGGUCGUUCGACUACUGCAGCGACACGGGCACGUGUUACCUCCACGACACGCACGUCCUGGACGCUGGCGACGGCGACCUGCAGACGAACGCAACUCACUGCACGCACUACAGCAGUAGUUACUUGACCGACUUCAAGAAACACGAGAACGUCCGCAUAUCUGGCACUCGGGACGUCUACCUCCUUUACGUUACUCUGGACCAGUGCGCCAAGGAGUGUGUGGAGGAUGCGGACAUCGUCUGCAACGGCUUCGACUUCUGCCAGGAGGACGGCGGCCAGAGCUGCUACCUGACGGAGGCCCACUACUCAGGGCAAGGGGUGCAGGUGUCGGACACUCUCGUCUGCGACCACUAUGAACGCGUGUACUACGACGGCCAGGAUCUUAAUACCGUGGUCAACCAGCAGGAGCCCAAGAAAGGAUACGGACCUGGUGAUAUGGCUGGGCUGGCGGUCGGCAUGCUAAUUUCUUCCUUCGCCCUAACUUUUGUUGCCUUCUACUUCUACAACAAACCUCAUUAGCUUUGUUGCGUCAAUUCCUCCGACUAAGACUAAUAAGACUCCGACUAAGACUCCGACUAAUAAAGUUAAAUUAUUAGGUUUCUAAUACAUUUGGAUUCAAUUGAGUAGGAUGAUGAUACAGUUGGAAUUUUUCCUUACAAAUUAGUACAACUAAUUCAAAUUGUAUUAAAAAUCGUAUACGUAAUUAUAUACAUGCCGAUAACGUUUACGAUGAACAUGCAUUAUUCCAUGCCAUUUAACUGAUUAUGAUAUGUUAAUAGAGAAUGAUCACUCUUUCCUAAAUCGUAAUUACAAAUAAAUAAUUA